GGAGGGCAGUCACAUCCCAGGAGGUACCUCAGUGACUUUGUCAGCUGCUUCAUCAUGGACCUGUGCAAACUAGCUUUGCUCCUGGGAGCCCUAACCUGCACUGCAUCCAAGCCUCCCACUCUCGUCCCACAUCUGACCUGUUUCACCGGUAAAGGUGAAGCAUACCGAGGCACCACUGCUGUAACUGAAUCUGGCAAAACAUGCCAGAGGUGGUCGGCUCAGACGCCACACCAACACGACCGUACGCCAGGCAACAAUCCCGGAAAAGGCCUGGUUAGCAACUACUGUCGUAACCCUGACAAUGAGAGAAGACCCUGGUGUUACACUACUGAUUCUAAAAGCCACUGGGAGUACUGCAGUGUGCCACGCUGUGAGGAUGCAGUCAGACCAGCAUCCAAGCCUCCCACCCUCAUCCCACAUUUGACCUGUUUCACUGGUAGAGGUCAAGCAUACCGAGGCACCACUGCUGUAACUGAAUCUGGCAAAACAUGCCAGAGCUGGUCGGCUCAGACACCACACCAACACGACCGCACUCCAUACAAUAAUCCCGGAAAAGGCCUGGUUAACAACUACUGUCGUAACCCCGACAAUGAGGGGAGUCCCUGGUGUUACACUACUGACCCUGACAGCCGCUGGGAGUACUGUGAUGUGCCGAGCUGUGAGGAUGGAGUCGGACCAGCAUCCAAGCCUCCCACCCUCAUCCUACAUCUGACCUGUUUCACCGGUAAAGGUGAAGCAUACCGAGGCACCACUGCUGUAACUGAAUCUGGCAAAACAUGCCAGAGCUGGUCGGCUCAGACGCCACACCAACACGACCGCACGCCACAUAACAAUCCCGGAAAAGGCCUGGUUAGCAACUACUGUCGUAACCCUGACAAUGAGAGGAGACCCUGGUGUUACACUACUGACUCUAACAGCCGCUGGGAGUACUGCAGUGUGCCACGCUGUGAGGAUGCAGCCAGACCAGCAUCCAAGCCUCCCACCCUCAUCCUACAUCUGACCUGUUUCACUGGUAAAGGUGAAGCAUACCGAGGCACCACUGCUGUAACUGAAUCUGGCAAAACAUGCCAGAGCUGGUCGGCUCAGACACCACACCAACACGACCGCACACCACACAAUAAUCCCGGAAAAGGCCUGGUUAGCAACUACUGUCGUAACCCUGACAAUGAGGGGAGUCCCUGGUGUUACACUACUGACCCUGAUAGCCGCUGGGAGUACUGUGAUGUGCCGAGCUGUGAGGAUGCAGCCAGACCAGCAUCCAAGCCUCCCACCCUCAUCCCACAUCUGACCUGUUUCACUGGUAAAGGUGAAGCAUACCGAGGCACCACUGCUGUAACUGAAUCUGGCAAAAUAUGCCAGAGCUGGUCGGCUCAGACGCCACACCAACACGACCGCACGCCAGACAACUAUCCCGGAAAAGGCCUGGUUAACAACUACUGUCGUAACCCAGACAAUGAGAGGAGACCCUGGUGUUACACUACUGACCCAGACAGCCGCUGGGAGUACUGCAGUGUGCCACGCUGUGAGGAUGCAGUCAGACCAGUGAACAUCCUGGAGUGUACAUUUGGAACAGGAAAACAAUACAGAGGAACAAAGUCCAAAACAAAAACAGGAAAGACGUGUCAGAGUUGGGCAGCAAUAUACCCACACACACCUAACUUCACACCGGAGGAAUAUCCCCGAGCAGAUCUGUAGUCCAACUUCUGCAGGAACCCUGAUGGAGCCAGUGAGGGACCCUGGUGUUACACCACUGACCCAGACACCCGCUGGGAAUACUGCGAUGUAGCCACCUGCACUGAUGAGUGUAUGCACUGCAAUGGUGAGGACUACAGAGGAAAAAUCUCCAUUACAGAAAACAGCUACACCUGCCAACGCUGGGACUCCCAGGAACCUCACAGCCAUGGCUAUGACCCUCACGUUCUUUCAGAUAAAGAUCUUGUAGAGAACUUCUGCAGGAACCCAGAUGCAUCCCCCCGACCAUGGUGCUUCACCACCGACCCGUCCACACGAUGGGACUAUUGCACCAUACCCCGCUGCACAUCCAAGCCUCCAACAAUUGUCCCAGAGCUGACCUGUGUCACUGGUAAAGGUGAAGCAUACCGAGGCACGACUGCUGUGACUAAAUCUGGCAAAACAUGCCAGAGCUGGUCGGCUCAGAUGCCACACGAGCAUGACCGCACGCUUGACAACUUUCCCUGCAAAGGCCUGGAUGAGAACUACUGUCGUAACCCCGACAAUGAGGAGAUGCCCUGGUGUUAUACCACUGACAGUGAAACUCGCUGGGAGUACUGCAACUUGGAAAAAUGCACAACCGAUUCUUCAGAAGAUACACCCACAACCACACCUGAUCCCCAGCCCCCUGCUACUACAACUCCACCACAAAAAGAUUGUAAGACUGGAAAUGGAGAAACAUACCGGGGUCCAACCUCUAUCACCACUAAGGGUGUGACCUGCCAGGCCUGGAGUGCUCAGAGCCCUCACCAACACAAGAGCUUCACCCCAGAAACUCACCCUGACAAGGGGCUGGAGGGAAAUAGCUGCAGAAACCCAGGCAAUGAUGCGAGCGGACCAUGGUGCUAUACUACUGACAAUAACACAAGAUGGGACUACUGUCACAUCCCAAACUGUGUUGAUUCGAAAUGUGGGACGCCAGUCACCAAACCAAAGCAUUGUUUUGGUCGGAUCGUAGGAGGCUGCGUGUCUAAACCUCACUCGUGGCCCUGGCAAAUCAGCCUCCAGACACCUGAGGGAUCUCAUUUCUGUGGGGGAAGUCUGAUUGACCAUCAGUGGGUCCUUACUGCUGCACACUGCCUGCACCAGUCUGAGGACCCUUCAAACUACAAGGUACUCCUGGGUGUCCACACAAAGUCAGGCAAUGAGCCAUCGCAACAGGAAAGGAACGUGGAGAAAGUGAUACGCGAACCCAACAACGCCGACAUUGCUCUGCUCAAACUGCAGAGCCCUGCAAUGAUAAAUGACAAAGUCCUGCCCGUUUGUCUGCCAGAGCAGGACUACAUUGUUCCCACUAGAACUGAGUGUUAUGUCACCGGAUGGGGUCGAACCCAAGGUACGGGAGGUGAAGGUGUCCUGAAGGAAACUGGGGUUCCUGUGAUCGAGAACAAGGUCUGUAAUAGUCCACAGUACAUGAAUGGCUUAAUCAAGGACCAUGAGAUGUGUGCUGGAGUCAAUGAGGGAGGAAUGGACACCUGCCAGGGUGACAGCGGUGGUCCUCUGGUGUGUAAUAGCCAGAACAGUUACAUCCUGCAGGGUGUGACUUCAUGGGGUGCUGGAUGCGCCGCUCCUAUGAGACCCGGCAUCUACGCUCGAGUCUCCAAGUUUGUCAACUGGAUCAACAAAGCCAUCAAUGAAAAUUAAAAACCAUCCACCUAAAAAUAAUCCAGUAGCUUCAGUCGCAGAAAGUGACAUUGUGCUCUUUGAAGAUACUUUAACAUGCAUGUACCAUUCUGCUCCAACAAGACUACUUCAGUUUGUUUCCUGGUCUUGUCUGAUGUCAACAGGUGUUUUGUUUUCUCUGUAAACAAAAUAAGACAAUCACAUGUCUGGUUUUGGCAUGUAAAGGUGUCUCUCUGUAAGAGCUGAAAAAUAAAACUUAAUACAAAUGAAA
This is a messenger RNA of Epinephelus lanceolatus (giant grouper), 3625 nucleotides long. Lineage: Eukaryota; Metazoa; Chordata; Actinopteri; Perciformes; Serranidae. The record is from RefSeq and is a predicted model, not a curated record.